Molecule: messenger RNA, 1674 nt
Organism: Cylicocyclus nassatus
Lineage: Eukaryota; Metazoa; Nematoda; Chromadorea; Rhabditida; Strongylidae
Source: the annotation of a GenBank genome assembly
CUCCGCACUGUGUUGACACACCUCUUCUGUGAACAAAUCGAAUGUGUAUCUAUUAUAUCGUUGUGCAACCGUGUAGUUGCCCAGUCGCUUAUUAUAUUUGCUUCCGCGUUUGGCUCAAAAAUCUGGCUUAAAAUUCUUCUCACAUUAAUUUUUAGGCAUGCCGAUCACGAAGAUUCACGCUCGUCAGAUUUACGACUCCCGCGGUAACCCGACGGUUGAAGUCGAUCUAUACACUGACAAGGGCGUGUUCCGUGCAGCUGUUCCAUCAGGAGCCUCGACUGGAGUGCACGAAGCGCUAGAGCUUCGUGACAAGGACAAGAAGGUGCAUCAUGGAAAAGGUGUCUUGAAGGCUGUGGCAAAUAUCAAUGAGAAGAUUGCUCCAGCUCUCAUUGCAAAGAACUUCUGCGUUACGCAACAGCGUGACAUUGACCAGUUCAUGUUGGCGUUGGAUGGAACUGAGAAUAAGUCGAAUCUUGGGGCCAAUGCUAUCUUGGGCGUUUCGCUGGCUGUUGCAAAGGCUGGAGCUGUUCAUAAGGGCAUGCCUCUAUACAAGUAUCUUGCAGAGCUAGCUGGUGUCAGCAAAGUCUGUCUGCCAGUUCCUGCAUUCAAUGUCAUCAAUGGAGGUUCCCAUGCUGGAAACAAGCUAGCUAUGCAGGAGUUCAUGAUUUUGCCUGUUGGUGCAUCAAGCUUCUCUGAAGCCAUGCGAAUGGGAUCGGAAACUUACCACCAUCUCAAAGCAGAAAUCAAAAAGAGGUAUGGACUGGAUGCGACUGCUGUAGGAGAUGAGGGAGGUUUCGCUCCAAAUAUUCAGGAUAAUAAGGAAGGACUCGAUCUCUUGAAAACAGCUAUCGAUCUCGCUGGAUACACUGGAAAGAUCUCCAUUGGUAUGGAUAUCGCAGCCUCAGAGUUCUACAAGGAGGGAAAAUAUGACCUGGACUUUAAGAACCCCAAAUCUGACCCUAGUAAGUGGCUGACGGGAGACCAACUUGCUCAGCUUUAUCAUGAUUUUAUCAAGGAGUACCCAGUAGUUUCUAUCGAAGACGCUUUCGAUCAAGAUGACUGGGACAACUGGGCAAAAUUGAAGCAAAGCACCGACAUCCAACUAGUUGGAGAUGACUUGACUGUCACCAACCCCAAGCGUAUUCGUCAAGCUAUUGAUAAGAAGAGUUGCAACUGCCUGCUGCUCAAGGUUAAUCAAAUCGGAUCAGUGACAGAGUCCAUCGAGGCAGCGAAGCUGUCGCGCUCGAACGGUUGGGGUGUGAUGGUGUCUCACCGUUCCGGAGAAACAGAAGACACCUUCAUUGCUGAUCUUGUCGUUGGUCUUGCCACCGGUCAGAUCAAGACUGGAGCUCCAUGCCGUUCCGAGCGUCUUGCCAAAUACAAUCAACUACUUCGUAUCGAGGAGGAACUCGGCAAAGAUGCUGUAUAUGCCGGAACGAACUUCCGCAAUCCAAAACUGUAGAUGCUGCCUAAGAGAGUUUAUAAUUUUCCCGCAUGCAGAUGAUUAUCUUUCCCACCUGAUGCAAUCCCAUUUAUACACCGCUUAGAGUGUGUCCUGGCACUUUUGUUAUCUUAGCGGGUAGAGUAUUUAAGAUAGUAACGUGUAAUCAGUAGUGUAAAUCGGUGAUUGUCUCAAUUUUAUUAGUAAAAUAAAGGUUUUUAUUUAUACGAAAA